UAAACCGAUCCAUCCAGACUUUGACCUCUGUCUGUUUUAAAACCAGCCUGACUCCUGAGCAUCACACACUGACUGACAUUUACAGACAUCUGAUAGGUAAGAACUAUCACUCCUCACUUAUCCAUGUUAUACAAGGACAUAACUUCUCACAUUACAGAGCACCUUCACUCUUUCCACAGGUUGAAAUGAGCCAGGGUGUUAGUGUGACUCUAAGAUGCACUAUUGUGUAUUCUCUUCUCAUUUCUAUCUUUCAUCACUAUUUGCUCACAAUGUGGUUCAGACAAUAGUGGAUAGGGUUACAGACAGUACUAAUCUAAUGGAACAAACUACAUUCCGGUGAUUGUGAUAGGGAGUUCGAUGGUGAGGCAUAUAUCUGUAUGAAAAAAAGAAUGAAUGCACUCACUUAACUGUAAGUCGCUCUGGAUAAGAGCAUCUGCUAAAUGACUAAAAUGUUAAAAAAAAUACCUGGGGCAAAGACUUUGUGUUUUCCUGGGGCAAAAGUUCAGGAUAUCACCAGGUUGCUUCCCGAGGCUGUGAGUCAGUCACCGGGGGCUGAUACUGUCAUGGUUCAUGUGGGGUCAAAUUACAUUAUGAAGGGCAGCUCAGAACAGCUGAAGAUGGAUUUUAAAGAACUGAUUGGGUCUCUACUUGACACCAACAAACGCCCCAUAAUAUUUGGCCCUCUGCCCUCCAUAAAUUGGGGCAUUGAACGGUUCAGCAGACUUUUUGCCCUCCAUAACUGGCUACGAGACUAUUGCUGCUCUGUGGGUGUAACAUUUAUUGACAAUUUUGAUACCUUCUGGAAACAAAGCUCGUAUUAUAAGGAGGAUGGGAUCCACCCAAAUCAUUUGGGUUCCUGUGUCUUUUCACAGCAUUAUAAGGCUGCGUUGAGACAAUGACUUAUCAAUCACCCAAGUCCAGCUCAUUUAAUCCCUACCAUUGUGUCGCUGAGUUGUCAUAAUGAUUCAGCAUAUGUACAUUAUCCUAGGUGCGUUGGAAGACACAAUGUAAAUAACCUAAUUUAUGUCCCUCUUACUGCCCGGAAUGCCUCUGCUGAUCCAACAGCUAUUGUAUGCAGUAAUCAUAUGCCUAUGAACCAGAGUAAUACUGUUAGCACUGAGGUGGUGUGCCCUAGCAGGAAGUCCACUGUGUGCAGCUCACCCUGCACUAAUAAAAUAACCUGAGUAUGUCUACCUCUGCUAAGCUUCCCAGUAAAGCAAGAAAAAUUAUCAAGCAUCCCAGAAAAGUGUUAAAAAUAGCCUACGUUAACAUAUGUAGCUUAAGAAACAAGGUUCAUGAAAUAAAUAAUUUGCUAGUGAGAGAUGACAUUCAUAUUCUGACAAUCUCUGAAACUCACUUAGAUAAUACCUUUGAUGAUACAGUGGUAGCAAUACAAGGUUAUAACAUUUACAGAAAAGACAGAAAUGCCAAUGGGGGCGGUGUUGCGGUCUAUAUUCAGAACCACAUUCCUGUAAAGCUUAGAGAGGAUAUCUGGAUCAGAGAGGAUCUCAUGUUAAAUACUGUUGAAGUAAUAUGGCUACAGGUUCACCUUCCUCACCUAAAGCCCAUUCUGGUGGGAAGCUGCUAUAGACCACCAAGUGCUAACAGUCAGAAUCUAUAUAACGUGUGAAAUGCUUGAUAAUAUAUGUGAUAUCAAUAGAGAGGUAUACUUUCUGGGGAUUUAAAUAUUGACUGGCUUUCAUCAGGCUGCCCACUCAAGAGAAAGCUUAAAACUGAAAUUAGUGCCUGCAACCUGGUUCAGGUUAUCAAUCAACCUACCAGGGUAGUUACAAACAGUACAGGAAUGAAAUCAUCAACAUGUAUUGAUUCAUAUCUUUACUAAUGCUGCAGAAAUUUGUUUGAAAGCAGUAUCCAAAUCCAUCAAAUGUAGUGAUCACAAUAUAGUAGCCAUAUCUAGGAAAACCAAAGUUCCAAAGGCUGGGCCUAAUAUUGUGUAUAAGACGUCAUACAAGAAGUUCUGUAGUGAUCCCUAUGUUGUUGAUGUGAAUAAUAUUUGUUGGUCUGUGGUAUGUAAUGACGAGCAACCAGACACUGCACUUGACAUGUUUAUUACAUUUCUUAUCCCUGUUACUAAUAAGUAUGCACCCAUUAAGAAAAUGUCUGUAAAAACGGUUAAAUCCCCAUGGUUUGAUGAGGAACUGAAAAAUGCUAUGGUUGAGAGGGAUGAGGCAAAAGAGAUGGCAAAUAGGUCUGGCUGUACAACCGAUUGGCUAACGUAUUACAAAUUGAGAAAUCAUGUGAACUAAACUGAAUAAAAAGAAGAAGAAACUACACUAUGAAACAAAGAUAAAUUACAUAAAGAAUGAUAGUAAAACGCUUUGGAGCACCUUAAAUGACAUUUUGGGCGAAAAGGCAAACUCUGCUCCAUCAUUCAUUGAAUAAGAUGGCUCAUUCAUCACAAAACCCACUGAUAUUGCCAACUACUUUAAAUAUUUUUUAAUUGACAAGAUUAGUAAACUUAGGCAUGACAUGCCAGCAACAAACGCUGACACUACACAUCGAAGUAUACCUGACCAAAUUAUGAAAGACGAGCAUUGUAAUUUUGAAUUCCAACGAUGACAAGCCACCGGGGUCUGACAACUUGGAUGGAAAAUGACUGAGGAUAAUAGCGGACGAUAUUGCCACUCCUAUUUGACAUCUUCAAUUUAAGCCUACUAGAAAGUGUGUGCACUCAGGCCUGGAGGGAAGCAAAAGUUAUUUCCCUACAUAAGAAUAGCUGACCUAUCAGCUUGUUACCAACCCUUAGUAAACUUUUGGAAAAAAUGGUGUUUGACCAGAUACAAUGCUAUUUCACAGUAAACAAAUUGAUAACAGACUUUCAGCACGCUUAUAGGGAAGGACAUUCAACAAGCACAGCACUUACACAAAUGACUAAUGAUUGGCUGAGAGAAAUUGAUGAUAAAAAGAUUGUGGGGGCUGUUUUGUUAGACUUCAGUGCAGCUUUUGACAUUAUUGAUCAUAGUCUGUUGCUGGAAAAAAACGUAUGUGUUAUGGCUUUACACCCCUUGCUAUAUUGUGGAUAAAGAGUUACCUGUCUAACAGAACACAGAGGGUGUUCUUUAAUGGAAGCCUCCAACAAAAUCCAGGUAGAAUCAGGAAUUCCCCAGGGCAGCUGUCAAGGCCCCUUACUUUUUUCAAUCUUUACUAACGACAUGCCACUGGUUUUGAGUAAAGCCAGUGUGUCUAUGUAUGCGGAUGACUCAACACUAUACAUGUCAGCUACCACAGCGACUGAAAUGACAGCAACACUUAACAAAGAGCUGCAGUUAGUUUCAGAAUGGGUGGCAAGGAACAAGUUAGUCCUAAAUAUUUCAAAAACUUAAAGCAUUGUAUUUGUGACAUAAUUUACUAAACCCUAAACCUCAACUAAAUCUUGUAAUGAAUAAUGUGGAAAUUGAGCAAGUUGAGGAGACUAAAUUGCUUGGCGUGACCCUUGAUUGUAAACUGUCAUGGUCAAAACAUAUUGAUACAACAGUAGCUGGGAUGGGGAGAAGUCUGUCUAUAAUAAAUCGCUGCUCUGCAUUAACAGCACUAUCAACAAGGCUGGUCCUACAGGCCCUAGUUUUGUAACACCUGGACUACUGUUCAGUCGUGUGGUCAUGUGCCACAAAGAAGGACUUAGGAAAAUUGCAAUUGGCUCAGAACAGGGCAGCACAGCUGGCCCUUGGAUGUACACAGUGAGCUAACAUUAAUAAUAUUCAUGUUAAUCUCUCCUGGCUCAAAGUGGAGGAGAGAUUGACUUCAUCACUACUUGUAUUUGUCAGUGGUAUUGACAUGUUGAAUGAACCGAGCUGUCUGUUUGAACUACUGGCACACAGCUCAGACACCCAUGCAUACCCCACAAGACAUGCCACCAGAGGUCUCUUCACAGUCCCCAAGUCAAGACCAGGCUAUGGGAGGCACACAGUAACUCAUGCCAGCAGUAAAAUUAGAUUUAAAAAACAGAUAAAAAUACACCUUAUGGAACAGCGGGGACUGUGAAGCAACACAAACAUAGACACAUGCAAACAAACACACGAUAAGAUACGCACUAUACACACAUGUACACAUGGAUUUUGUGUAGAUAUGUGGUAGUAGAGUAGAGGCCUGAGGACACACUUAAUUUGUUGUGAAAUCUGUUAUGAAUGUAUUGUAAUGUUUUUAAUAUGUAUAACUGCCUUAAUUUUGCUGGACCCCAGGAAGAGUAGCUGCUGCCUUGGCAGCAGCUAAUGGGGAUCCAUGAUACAUACAAAUACAAAUACACUUAAACUGUAUAGCUGAAGCUGAAAGAAGUAGCAGAUGGGGGGAUGUGGAUGUUCUGAUUUGAUCAGCAUGACCUCAGACCGACCACUCAACCUAUUUUAGGCAUUGUACUAUACUUUAAUACAAUUCUAUAUGACGUGACAUAGUAGAAGAUUAUAAUGCUAUGAUGUUAAUCAGUAAUGUGCUCCCAUAAAGCCAGCCGGUGACUAACGUCAUAUAGUUGGAUCAGCUAUAUAGGUAUAGAAACUAGGUUCUUCUAGAGUUACAUUAUGAAAGGUUCAGAGAGAGUUCAAAAUGUUUGAAAGAGAAAGACAGAGAAAAGGGAGGAUUUGCCUGUUUUUACUGUUCUAUGUAUAUUUUGGGUAUCAUAUCUCUCUCAAAUUAUAUACGCACGUGUCACACAUCUGAGACCCCUGUGCUGAGUUAAUGAAUUCAAACAUGAGUGAUAAUCAGUAACACAGCAUUAGGACUUAGUCUUGGUGACUUGCAACUGACACCCGGUCAACUGGGUCAUACUCAGAGUUCUAUAGAUAUAUUUUGGCCUCCUCUAGAGCUGGACACCAUGUUGCUACCUCAUAUAAAAUUGCAUGAAUCCAUUCAUGAUGUGUGUGUGUUUCUGUGUGCCUGUCAGAACCUCUGGACUGAACCAUGAGUUCUUGCGUGACCCUGUCGUCAGGGCAUAAGAUUCCCUUGGUGGGGCUGGGCACCUGGAAGAGCGCCCCCGGACAGGUCAGAAUGCUAUUCAUUCUCAUUCAAAACACUGACAUCCACACAGAUAACCUAAACCUUAAUGUGUGUGUGUGUUGACUAUCUGUGUCUCACUGUAGGUGAAGCAAGCGGUGCUGACAGCUCUAGACUGUGGCUACAGACACAUUGAUUGUGCUGCUGCAUACAGUAAUGAGCAGGAGGUCGGAGAGGCACUGGCUCUGAUGCUGGGACCAGGAAAGGUGAGCCACAAACACCCUUUUUGAUCAAAGAGCAUUAGGAAAACUCUUCUGGAAAGCUGUGCAUGUAUGUGUGUGUUGAUCUCCUGUUUUUCCCCCCAGGCCCUGCAUCGUGAGGAUGUGUUUCUGACCUCUAAGCUGUGGAACACCCAGCAUCACCCUGACGAUGUAGAGACAGCCUGUAGGAAGAGUCUAAUACACCUGGGACUGGACUACCUGGACCUCUACCUCAUGCACUGGCCCAUGGCCUUCCAGUGAGCAACACACCCCUACUCACACCUCAAUACGACUGUGCACACCUCAACAAACACACCUGUACUAGAAAUCCGUCCCAGACAUGUUAUGGUCCUCUGAGCUGCCUGUGUGUUCUCCAGGCGUGGGACAGAGCUGAUGCCCAAGCGGGCCGAUGGGAGUGUGUGUUACGAUGACAUACACUACCGGGAAACCUGGGUUGCCAUGGAGAGCCUGGUUGAUAAGGGGCUGGUCCGAGCCAUCGGUCUGUCCAACUUCAACGCCAGACAGACAGACGAUGUCAUCAGCAUCGCCAAACACAAGCCUGUAGUCAACCAAGUAUGGGACUGUGUGUGUACAGUAUAUCUGUGUAAUUGUGUCUGACUUUGUGUGUGUUGGUAUAACUUUGUGUCUUUGUAGGUGGAGUGUCACCCAUACCUGUCCCAGGCCGAGCUGCUGAGUCACUGCAGGUAGGUGUGUGUGUGUGAGGUAGAGAGUGUGUAAUGGUGUGUGUGUGUGUGUGCAUUCCAGGGUGGUAGGUAGGUGUGUGUGUGUGUAAUAGUUUGUGUAUAUUCCAGGUCGGUAGGUGUGUGUGUGAUGGCCUACAGCCCUUUGGGUAGUGGUGACCGGCCCUGGGCCUCGCCUGAUGAACCCUGCCUGCUGCAGGACCCUGGACUGGGGGCUAUCGCCCUCCGCCACAGCAUGACCCCUGCUCAGGUCAUACUCAGGUAACGCAGCACACUGUAACACACAAACACCUCAGUGUAACUAGCUGCAGUGUAAUGAGCAAUUCUCAGGUGUGUGUGUCUGUCUCUGUCUCCAGGUGGCAGGUACAGAGAGGGGUAGUCUGCAUCCCCAAAAGUGUCACCCCCUCCAGGAUCCAGCAGAACCUACAGGUGAGGACAGUGCCAUCUAGUGGAAGGAAUACCCAUUGACCUGCAUUAUAUUUGACCAGUUUGGAAACUACUAACCUCUUCCCCAAAAUGCGACUUUUCGCAAGAGGCAGGGCCGUCUGAGUCUAGGAAACUACAGGCUACAAUUCUGUGUAGCUGCUGUGAUUGUUUUCUGGAGUGGGCAUUUGUUUGUGUCUGAUUGACAGGUGUUUGACUUCUCUCUGUCGGAUGAAGACAUGAAGCAGAUCGAGUCAUUCAACAGAAACGAGAGGUACAUCGUCCCAGCUGUGGAGGUGAGUUCUGAUUGUCUCAGAUGAGACCUCAGGGUGCAUGUCAAUAGUCUUAUACAGCCUCCUCCCCUGGUCACAACUAGACAGGUGAAGGAGAGCAGAUGAGGAUGCCAUAUGAGACUACUGAGAUGCAGCCAAAUUUAGCCGAGUUUCAGUUGAGACAUGGGGUUUUCCGGUGGUACCGAAUGGAACUGUGUGUUCUCUUCACAGAGGGACGGAAAGAGAGUUUGGAGGGACGCAGAGCACCCCCAUUUCCCCUUCAACGAUCCGUACUGACCCCACAUCUAGAGACAGAUCAACUGACCCCACAUCUAGACACAGAUCAACUGACCCCACAUCUAGACACAGAUCUACUUGUUUAAUUUCUACACAACUCCUGACUGGAGUUACUAGGCCUAGUCACUAGAGAUUUGAAUAUUUGAUUACAGAAGAAUCAUCUGUACUGCAGUUCAUGUUCCCUUAGUAAGAGUUGAAGUACAUACACCAUUCUAAAUUAUCCAGAAUUCAAUAUUAGCAUGAAAAUGUAUUUGCUACUAAUCCUUGAUUUUGUUCCACUCCAACUGAUCUUGUGUUCCGAUGUAUGGAUAUCUAAUAUGUGAGCUCAUUGGACAAAUAAAGAAAGCAUUAUAAUAUCA
Coregonus sp. 'balchen' is the source of this 7256-nucleotide messenger RNA. NCBI's taxonomy places the organism in Eukaryota, Metazoa, Chordata, Actinopteri, Salmoniformes, Salmonidae. The record is from the annotation of a GenBank genome assembly.